Molecule: messenger RNA, 3053 nt
Organism: Phyllopteryx taeniolatus (common seadragon)
Lineage: Eukaryota; Metazoa; Chordata; Actinopteri; Syngnathiformes; Syngnathidae
Gene: atp1b2a
Product: ATPase Na+/K+ transporting subunit beta 2a
Exons: 8
Coding region: 1117-1983 (288 amino acids)
Biological process (GO): potassium ion import across plasma membrane; intracellular sodium ion homeostasis; intracellular potassium ion homeostasis
Cellular component (GO): sodium:potassium-exchanging ATPase complex
Molecular function (GO): ATPase activator activity
Source: RefSeq, a predicted model, not a curated record
CGCCAUUAGUGAUCUGGACCUUUCUCCGCAUCCUCUUGAGAAGUUUACCGUCGUUUUCUCGGAGUCGGGGUAGCCGAGAGAAGCGAGUGUCAGAGCAAGGCCUCGCCAGCGUGAGUGACCGCCGGUUCUCAAGACUUUGAAUUUUUUCCUCCUUGCGCUUCCGUCAUUCUUGCCGUGACGUGAGCCCAAUCACGGCCGAGGACGAGGCGCUUUAAGCGGCCUCACCCCGGUCAAAUCGAUGAAGGGAAUCGCCAGGUAAGCAAACGAUUCCUAGGAAUGGAAUGACCGGGAGCCAGUUCUCACAAGGAAUCGGUUUUUGAUUCCCACCCUGACUCGUUGGAACCUCGAAUGUUAGAUUCCAACUUUAAGUUCAAAUUGAGCUUGCGGCGCUAGUUUACCUUCCUGCUUUCUCUUGUAUCGACUCCACAAGCAGCCUUGCUUGCCCGUUGGACGUUUUCUGGAAUCUUCCGUCAUGCCGCUGUCAAGCCAGUGGCCAAGUUUCGUCGCUAACUUGACGCCUUAUAAGGAAAGCACAAAAGAAUGUGUACAGCCUGUAGUUUCGCUAAGUCCUACAGAAAGAUUUGCGAGUAGGCAAGGGUUCACUGUACAUUUUAUGAACUAACUCAUUUAGUUUUAGUUUCAUAUGACUCAAUGAAUUGUACUGAUUAAAUAUGUAACUCGGUGCAUUUAAUUAAAUUUUUUAAAUGAACCUUUACAUCAAUGCAAUGCAUUGAAUGCGCAAUAGGAGAGCCGUGAUAUAGCGAGGGAGCACUGUCUAUCAUCCGGGACGAAGCAUGUGGAAAACAGUCAAAUGUGUCAUAGCGUGUCCAAAACAUUGACGAUGUUAAAUGAGUGUUCUUGUUUUUUUCUGUCUCCCUCCCACAAUACGCGCGUGCGUGACGCGGCGUUACGCGCACGCGCAGAGAGCGACGCGCGUGACGUCACGCGGGGAGGUGCGCAGCAAGUGACGCCAUCGCAUCCCUUCCCCUCGCGUUUUCGUCCCGAUCCGUGCCCGUCAUCGCACAGCAUCUUCCUCGCCAUCGCCAUCUUCAUCAUCAUCGUCAUCAUCAUCAUCAUCGCGCGAGCCAGGCCUUCAUCCUCCACCUCCUCUUCAUCAUGUCCGCCGCCAAGCAGGAGGCCCGCAAGGGCUCGGGCGAGUGGCGAGAGUUCUUCUGGAACCCGCGCACGCACGAGCUGCUCGGUCGAACCGCGGCCAGCUGGGGUCUGAUCCUGCUUUUCUACCUGGUCUUCUACCUGUUUCUGGCCGGGAUGUUCACUCUCACCAUGUACAUCAUGCUGCUGACGCUGGACGACUACAAGCCCACCUGGCAGGACCGCCUAGUCACCCCAGGGAUGAUGAUUCGUCCGAGGGGCAACCAGCUGGAGCUCACCUAUUCUCUGUCGGAGACGCAAAGCUGGGAAGGCUUCGUGCAAAAUCUCGACUCGUUUUUGUCCCCAUACGACGACAACCGGCAGGUUCAGAUGAACAACAACUGCCCUCCGGAUCAAUACUUCAUCCAAGAGGACAGUGGAGAGGUUCGGAAUAAUCCAAAGCGUUCCUGUCAGUUCAAUCGGUCAAUGUUGGAGGACUGCUCGGGGCUUCCCGAUCGUUUCUACGGUUACAGCCGAGGACAGCCCUGCGUGCUGAUCAAACUCAACCGGGUGAUCGGGAUGUUGCCGGGAAAGGACGGACAGUCACCUUUUGUCACCUGUGCCGCCAAAAGGGAGGACAGCGAUAAAAUGGGACCUCUGUCUUAUUUUCCUGCAAAUGGAACCUUCAACCUCAUGUAUUACCCUUAUUAUGGCAAGAAAGCUCAGGUGAACUACACUCAGCCGCUGGUGGCCGUCAAGUUCCUGAACGCGUCUCUCAACACCGACAUCGACGUCGAGUGCAAAAUCACCUCCAACUCGCUCGACCCCGGCAGCGAGCGGGACAAAUUCGCCGGCCGCGUGUCCUUCAAGCUACGAAUCGACGACAAGUAGACGCACAAACGCGCUAGGUCGCAAACGUCACCGCGCUGCAAUCAUGACUCUGACCACUCCCGGUUUCCCCCCCCCCCCCCCACUUACCGCACAAACUCGCUCACCCACCACAGUCCCCUCGCAGUUUGACGUCAGCACACCAGAAUCUCAGUAUACCUUACCUAAUCACAAUCAAGCUCUUUAUUUAACUAUUUAUGUAUUUAUUUUUGUAUUUAUUUUAUGCACUCACUGUCACCGUGUCCUGGAACCUCGGCUGGCAUUUCUAUCGUUUAUUUCAGUGAUUCUCAAACGGGGGUUCUCACACCCUUAAUGCACAAGCUGUAGCUUGAGGAUCUGCAAAAUGAUGAGCAAACAAUUAUUUCAUAUCAUUUUUAAAAAGCGGAUACCUACAUAUGGGGAAAGGUGCACCAAUAAAAUAAACCCAAACCAAUUACUCCUACCUACCUUCGUUCUAAGUCAAUUAAAAGCUCUGAUCACACUAUGUACUAUUAUCAAAUAAAUCGUCCAUCUUUGCACAAAGAAAACCCUAUUUUAUUUUUGAAAUAAAGGUGUCUUCCAGAAUAAAAGGCGUAAUAUUGUGAGGAUAAAGUUGUAUAUAACUUUCUUCCCUCAUUAAACGAUGACUUUCACAUCUCUUGGAAGAGUAUAGAAAUGUAGUCAUGUAAGAUUAUGACUAUCCUGACAAAAUAUGCCUUUUUUAUUGUAAAGAUUACUGCCUUUUUUUCUUGAAAAAGUACGACUUUAUUCUGACACGAUCAUGACAUUUUUUUCUCAAAAAAAAUAUAAAUUAGUUAUUCUGAUGUUACAAAUAGCAAACUUGUGGGCAGCCACAGUCUCUUAGGUGUCAGAAUGGUAAUUUUUUUUUUCUUAUCAAAGAAUUAUUGCAAUUCGUUGUGGACUUAACGGAGUUGAACAGUUUUCCUCUUACUGACUUUUGUGUACUUUCCCCACAAGUGUUCUCUUCCCAUCACCUUAGUUCGCCUUAGUUCGUGUGCAGCCAAUUAAGAUGUUGUAUGAUGUCAUGUGACUUCGGUUGUCAUGUCUGAACGUCAUUAAAAAUAUCGAUUUUG